AUGGUACAAGAAAAUGGCCCGGAAAACAGCUACGAAAAUCAGGCGCAUCGCCGUCUGCAACUUGUGUACUCGCGGCAAACACGAGAACGGCAAGUAUUUAUGCAAGAACUUAAAGAAAUUCGCAAGCGAAAAGAAAAGAAUAUGCUUAAAAUUAUUAAAAACCUUAUUGGCCCUACCUGGUUGCAAGCUCUUAGUGUACCUCAGAGAAAUGCAUUAGAUACAUUGGAAUUCUCUAUUUAUCAGGAUUUACUUGAAGGUCGUCCAGUUCGAACAGCAAAUAUUAUGCGCCAACUUGGGCUUUAUCCUAGACCAAAUAAUAUCGACUUGUUUAAUUGUGUUUAUCUCGGACGCAAAGAUCCAAAGGAGAUGCUUGCUCAACUGUUUUUUAUGACUUAUGGACAUCCAAUCGAAGGCAAGCGAUCUUCUUAUUGCUUAAAUGCUAGACUAAUACUUUCCGGUAUUCUAUAUUUGGGACUUAAUAAUUUGUUGGAAUUGCUGAAAAAACGGUUUAGACCAGAUCCUAAGGAAAACCCACAAGAGGGUAAGCCAAAAGCAAAAAAUAGGGUUCCAUUAAAAUCACCCUAUCUCCAAGAUAUGGUCGCUGUACUUUACUUGCCACCUAAAAGAAAACCCUUUCAAGCAGCGCCUCUACCUAAUUUGGAUGAUCUCAACGAACCAUAUGAAGAAGAGCCGCCAAUUCCAAAACCUCCGCCUCCACCACCACCGCCCCCGCCGCCAAGGAAACGAUUACCGCGGUCAUAUUGCGAAAAGUUGGCAGGUAUCAUGAAUAUAGAACCGCAUUCUUCAGUCACUGCCGUCGCUGUAAAAACCGUUACACGAAGAAGUCGCCUACAUAAGCUUCGAAGCUCUAAGAUGUGCGUUGAAGUUAAAAAAACAUACGGUAUCAGUAUGACACGCCCAAAUAAAGGUACCAAGAGAAAAAAACUCAUAGCUCCCAGUACAGGCUUAUGGAACGCACAGUAUACCAUCAAUGGAGUAUGCAAAAUAAACGGUAAAACAGUAUUCUUGUUAGGAAGUGUUUCUAUAUUACCUCCAGAUGGCGAUCUAAUUAAUGGUGGAUAUAGGUAUAUCGGUGGACAAUACAUCAAUAUACACUGUGGUUUCCGUGCUCGACCGCCACCUCCGAAACCCGACCCCUGUAAUUGCGUCAAGAAAUGGCAAGAAGCAGUGUUCAAAUAUGUAAAGGAAAACAAAUGUCGCUGCGGUCAUCAUUACGACUAUGGAAAUGAAGGAACAUUUCCUUCAGACGAACUCCCUUACUUUCAAAAAUCAACGAAAUUCACACCUUAUCAUUUCGACUACCACACUAUAUAUAAUUUAGAUGAAAAGGAAUUGUAUAUCAAAAAAGAGUUUAAAAAAAUUUGGGAAACAGAUAGUGCGCUGCACGUGGGUGACGAUACCGCUCUCGAAAAAAAAGACAAAAAGAAGAAAAUAGUGAAAAAAUCAUCGUCAACUUGCUUAGGACAGAGUCCGAAGCCUGAAGACUAUCUCAAAUGUGCUUUAAGACAAAUGAGAAAGAUAAAUAUUGCAGCUAAGCUUCCGGAUGUUCAUUUAGUACCAGAGCUGAAAGAGUGGAUGAGACGACGCAUUUACGGGCCUUUUACAAGUUAUGAGAAAAAAGAAAUGUUAAGAAAGAGCAUCUCGUUUUGGCAAACAUUUUUAACACUAGCACAGAAAGGUUUCGGUCACGUAUAUCCAAAGAAAGAUCCUGCUUUCGCUGGACACACAACUUGGGUGCAUAAACAAAACCUGAAUGAUAAAUUUAGAAAGUUUACUCAAAAUUAUAAAAGGGAGUUAUUUAGGUCGUAUGCUUAUAUUUCAAACCUUUUAUGGCCGACAAUGUGUCAAGCAGAGUUCCCAGAUAAAAAAUUUCGUGAAAUAUAUUUUUCGUAUAUUUUUGGACGUAUAGAAGAUUUGCAGCUAAUGCAUCCAUAUAGUUCUAGAGAAACAAUGGAGCGGAAAUUAACGAUAGGCAAGAAAAGGUACAGCUGCCCGCCAGACGGAUACGAACCUGCUAAU
Molecule: messenger RNA, 2040 nt
Organism: Brenthis ino (lesser marbled fritillary)
Lineage: Eukaryota; Metazoa; Arthropoda; Insecta; Lepidoptera; Nymphalidae
Source: the annotation of a GenBank genome assembly